Salvia miltiorrhiza (redroot sage) is the source of this 2842-nucleotide messenger RNA. RefSeq lists its product as uncharacterized. Lineage: Eukaryota; Viridiplantae; Streptophyta; Magnoliopsida; Lamiales; Lamiaceae. The coding region runs from base 561 to 2597 and encodes 678 amino acids. The record is from RefSeq and is a predicted model, not a curated record. The transcript has 2 exons.
GGUAAAGAUCUGUUUUUUUUUUUUCUUUUCAUUAUCUGUUGCCCUAUCUCUCUCUCUCUCUCUCUUAUUAGCAUAUGAGCAAUAUUCCUGUGUGUGUUUUUAGCCAUAUUCUAAUCGCUUCGUUUCUGUCUCUUUCAUCUUGGGCCUGCGGUGAUGGAAAAAGGUAGGUGUUUCACUCUUGGUUGGUAGGACUUUCAUAGAGAGAGAGAGUACUUCUAUGUGGUGAAAGGAUUCUCGUUGCGUUGUUAUUAGCGUUUUUGUCUCUGACUUUUACCCGGGCCUUCUUCUUUUAACAUCAUUUCACCUCUCUGAGCAAAAAAGCUGUGACCUUUGCAAGAUUUUUGCAGACUCCUUCCCUUGUUUAUGCUCUCUCUCACCUCAGGAAUGGAGCUGCUUGACUAGAAAUAUGUAGAAGGAAGUGGCACACAUCUUUCGUUGAAACAUGAGUUCAUGUAAGUGGCUAGUAAAAAAUGGGAGGGUGGGGAUGGUGUAAUCUCUCAUACUUUAUAGUUGUGUGCCUUCUGCUAGAGGCAGCUAACAGUUGAAUUGCUCGGAAACGUAUGGCUGACCUAAAGGGUGAGACAGUUGGUGCAAAUGCAUCACCUGAGUGCAAGCUGAUCAAAGAUUGUGUGGCUCGUCGUGGUUAUGAGGGUAUGAAUCAUGUGGGAGCCUUGAAGAGGCUGUUUUCGCCAUCAAGAUUAUCGGGUUUUGAAUCAGCAGAUAGUGAGAGCAGGCAUGGAUCGACUCUGGCCUUUGAGAGUAGCUCAAAGUGCCAUGAGGCUGAUAUGCAAUCGUCAUCUGUUGGAGCUGGUUCUACGCGUGUGAAGAGUGAGAUCAGCACGGAGACGGAUUCAACUCCCGGGAAGGGGAGUCUUGAAAUGGAUACUAAGAGUAAACAGAGGAAUCAUCUAGUUGGUGGCGAAGACGGGUUGAGUACGAGUACGGUGGUGCAGGAUUCUCAACACAGGACUGAAUCUUCGUGUUCGAACUCUUUAGCUGCUGUGGUUCCUGUUUCCUUAGCCUAUCAAAGCUAUCAGGAUACCUCGAAGGAAGCUUACUUGUUCCGGAAUUGUGGGAGCUCCAUAGAUAGUUCGAACUCAAAGGCCUUUGAUCGCAGCCCGGAAGAGCCAGUGACGGCCAGUUCUGAGUCAGGUGUAUCUGCUCAAAUCGCGAAUAAGGCUAGAAGAAACACGAAUGCUAGGAAUAGUGUGAAGAUUUCGUCGUUGGGUGGAAACCAUUCUUCAUCAAUGAUCACUAAGAGAGAGCGAGAGAGAAAGAUUUCUCGUAGCUGGGAUCUCGAGGCAGAAACUCCUGAAAAUGGAGAAGUUCUGAAAGAGGCUGACAAUGUGAAAUGCGACAGUAGAGAAGGUGGAAGUGUGUUGGCAACAAAAGGCAAAUCGCUAGAGACGGGCUCUGAGGUAAUGGACAGAUACAAGGAUGAACUUUGGGUGAAUGAAUCUGCUGAUUCCUCAAUGGCGAAGCACGGUAAGAGAUCUGUGAAAGACGAGGAUAAAGCUGUUGCUGGAUUCGAUCUCAACAAAGACUUCAAUGCAGACGAGCUAGACGAUUGUGUGCAGCCGGUUCUGGCUUCUGUCUCGUCUCACAGCGUGAUACAUGUUGUGGCAAAAGCUGGGAUACCUAGUGGCCAACGGCCUAUGAUUCCAUUGAAAUUCGAAGGCGGUCUAGGCUGGAAGGGCACUGCCCAAACAAGUGCUUUUCGUUCCACUGCUUUCUCGAAGAACUUGAAUGGAACAACACGUUCCACGAAUCACGGGCCAAGAGACCUCGAGGGCUUCACAGAAAUUGACCUCAAUGUUGCUGUUGAAGAAGAUGUUUCUUAUGAGAUUCCAACGGAGCAUGAGGGGGUAUCCUCACCUUCGACAUUGCAAGAUUCUCAUCCCAAGAGCCCUUGGAUCGAUCUCAACUGCCUCUAUGAUGCUGCUGAAGAGUUCACUCAACCUUCCAUCCCACCUAAACAAGAAAACUCACCGUUGGUAGGCUUGAACUUGGAUACAGAGAGAUCCAGCAACGCUCACUGGCUUGGCCAAGCUAGCCAGUUUCUCGGGAGCAAGAAUCCUGGCUUCCCAGAUCCGGUAUCCCGGGAUUUAAGUUUCAACAGGAGCGUUUACUUGGCUGAUUUGAGCACUAUACAGCAGAUGGCCAACAGUGGCCAUACCCUAAUGGCCUCACCACAGUUUCUCCAGCGAAUGGAGCUCGUUCCACGAGUAGCUUCACGUUUCUCACCAUCCAGCGUCAACCAGCCUGGCACCACACCCUAUACCAGAUACUUUCACGAGCAUGGCAUCUUCCCAGAAGCAGUAAACCCCGGAUCGGUUCACAGCUUUUAUCAUCCAGGCCAAUUUAUUCAAGAACAGAGCAGUAGUAGCAACAUUGCAGCUUUUGUCCCCAAACUCGAGCUCAAAACUGAAGAUCUCUUGUCAGCAAGUGGUAGCAAGGGAGACGGGCCUAGGUACUUCCCGUUUCUCUCUAGAGAAUCCCCGAUGGGAGAACAUAUGCUGCAUCAAGAAGCUUGGUACGCGGCAUCUUUGAAAAGGAAGGAGCCCGAGGGAGGACUGGACUGCAAACAGCUUAUCUAAUUCGUUCGUUCCAUUUUGCUGCUCGAGCUCUUAACACGAGUUUAUGAAUAUGGGAUUUAGCCAUGAAAACCUUGCUCAGCUAUGUUUAGUAAGUUUUCAUAUUUAUCAAAUAUUUUGCCACUUUCACAUUGGAUUAGCUUAGUAGAUUUUGCUGAACUUGUGCAUAUCGAAUAUCCUUUUUAUCUGAGAAUUAGUUGUAGAAUACAUUGAUACCUUCAAUAUUCUGUUUUUUUUUUCCUACAAAA